AUGCUGCCGGUACAUCGACGUGCAGCUAUAACAGCCAGUCGGCGGGCCUUUCUCAAUAUUCGAUCUCAGCAUUCUUCUUCUUCAUCCGCUUCCGAUCGUGUCAAUACAUCUUCCAGUGAAGGUCAAAAUGAAUUGACAGGUUCAGCCAAGCUGUUCGCCGAUUCGAUCGAAGAAGAAUCUAUCUCCAAUACAAGUUCGAGGGAUCAUCUCAUACAUAGUCAAGGUGAAAUUUGGACAGGAGACGAAUCGACCCAUGAUGCAGUGUUACGAAUGCUAUUAGAUGCGAAUAAACCUCUAAGGGAACCUGGGGGUAUCAAGGAUAACUCGUCAGAAGACAAGAUAAAGAAAUACAUCAAAUCAUUAGAUCUGAAUCCAGCUUUGGGUACACCAUUAUUCUCUUCACCCAAGGUGGAAGAAGGGGAAGCAGAGAAACCUAAUCCACAUCGAACCACUAUUCCACCUCAUUUACAUCGACCAUGGCAUUCGACUUACACUGGAGAGACGACGUUGAAAUCAGCACCGCAGAUCAAAUAUGGUACAUUUAUAAAAUCGAACAAGGAUGGCGAUUCCCUUACCAACUUGCUUGAACUUACCCUACCACCCGGAGCAGAUGGUAAGACCCGUUCGAGAGUCAAGGAAGCUCGAAGAUCUGGAAAGACCAUUAGAAGAUUGGAUAAUGCCAGAGAGAAUGCACUAGACUAUAAGCUCGGUAUAGGAUCAGGGGAACAGGUGCUUAUAGAUAUCGGAGAAGAUGAGGAAGAUGAGACGUUUAGAGGUAACAGGCAGAUAAAAGGGAGUAGUGUACUGGGUGCUCAGAAGGGUUCGGCAAGUGGGAUGAGAGCUUGGGGAGGUCUGGUAGAAGAUCGCAUACAGCGCGCUAAAGGUGAGAGUAGACUUUCCGGCAUAUAUCCACCUUUACGUAUCACUGAUAUAACGCUCAAUUUGUCAGAGGCCGGUUUCUUCAAGAUCACGAAUGGGAAAGGUAAACCUAUACCCAAAGAUCCUGAAGCUAGUAAUCCUCAUCUCGAAACCGGUGAACUCCUUAUGAAUCGGAUAGUCAAGCGUCAAGGCGCCCUCCCACCAUGGAUCGAACUCCAGCAUUCACUGGACUCCACAUUGGCUGCUUUCCGUAGCACUCUGUUAACGACCUAUACAACUCAUCUCGUUCGUAAUGUCAUUUCGACUAAUGCUCUAUCACCCUUACCGCCACUACAUUCUAUUCCCUCUCAAGACGAAGCUUGGGAAGCACGCGAACUCAAAUUUCAUCAGGAGAACAUCAAGCAGAUCAAUGAUUUGGUACGAAGGAUGAAUGCCCAGGCUCCUUCACCCGCUCGACGAAAUCUCUUGACUCUCGAAGGAGAGCUUAACAGGCUGAGAGGAGAUGUGCUGAAAAACGAGGUCUGGAAUGAAAUCAAGAAAAGAGCGGAAGACGCUGCGAGAUUACCCAUGAAACCGAGCUCUAGCCUCCCACCUUUCAUAUUCGACAACGAGGGAUGGAAUGCGCUGAAAACUGCUACGAGAAGAUCGUUCGGUACUAUUGCUGCUCCAGUCUCGGCUGUCAUUGGUAAAGGCCGUGUGGGCGGCGUGGUGGAUCCUACUAGACAAUCUUCAGGAGAUGAUGCUGGUUCAAACGGACCUUCUUCAAAUAACAGCGAAGGUACUUCUGGGUCCAAACCCCUUAGAUUGGCUGUCAUGGGUGGUGUAGGCCUAGGUGCAGUUGUGUACUUUUAUCGACGACCCGUUAAGAAUGACUCAGCCGUAGAGAUGGAUUAUAUCUCUGUACAACCCGAUACAGAAGGUCCGAUCGAAGAGGAUAUCGUGGCAAUUUCACCAUCCGAGCCUCCUCUUACCAUCUUGCGUGUGAUACAGCUCUACGUUCUGGAACCAUUCGCGACGAUAUUUAGGUUUUUCCACUUGGCAUUCCUAUUUGGUCCGGUGAUAUUGACCACGCCGAUGCUGUUGGUCGGAAAGCCCGAACGACGACGACGUAGGUCAGGUAAACCGGUUUCGGGCGAUGAAGAGGAGAAUUGGGGUGCGAUUUGGUGGUAUUCUUUCUUGGUCAAACAAAUGGAAAGGGCCGGCCCGUCUUUCAUCAAACUCGGUCAAUGGGCUGCAUCUCGAGCGGACCUCUUCCCAGCUGAAUUAUGCGAUAAGAUGUCGAAACUGCAUUCGAACGGUAAACCACAUUCACUCUCUCAUACCAAACGAGUACUGGAAAGAGCCUUCGGGAUGAAAUUUGAUGAGAUUUUUGAAGAAUUCAACGACGAACCCAUAGGAUGUGGAGCGAUUGCCCAGGUGUAUAAAGCCAAAUUGAAACCGUCUGUAUUCAUCGGCGGAGCGGCAAGCGCAAAGCAAGCUCGAGUACCGGUGGACGAGUCUCAUACACGUUCAGUCGCAAUCAAAGUGUUACAUCCUCGAGCACGUAAAACGAUUCGAAGGGAUAUAGCCAUCAUGUCCGUGUUCGCGAACAUCUUCAACGCUUUCCCAGGUAUGGAAUGGUUGUCACUCCCUGAGGAAGUCGCUGUUUUCGGCGACAUGAUGAACUCGCAAUUGGAUUUAAGAGUGGAAGCGUCCAAUUUAGAAAGAUUCGAGGUGAAUUUCCAAAAGAGGGGUAGAAGGGUGACUUUCCCAAGUCCCAUCAAAUUGGGUCAAAAUGAAUCGAAAGAUGUAUUGAUAGAGGAAUUUGAAAAUGCUUUACCGCUAAAGUGGUUCUUGACCAAUGGCGGUGGAGACUAUGAUGAUAUGAUUGCCGGAAUCGGAUUAGAUGCUUUCUUGGAAAUGCUGUUAUUGGAUAACUGGACUCAUGGAGAUCUACAUCCUGGUAACAUCAUGGUUCGAUUCUAUAAACCUACACCUACAGAUUAUCUCGGACCAUUACUCAACAAAUUCAGUCGACAUCCUCAAACUCCUCCUUCGGACUCGCCGCCUUCGUCCAGCAUCUCCAACGAAGAGCUUGUUGAGUCGUUGGCAUCAGUAGCACACGAUCACGAUGCGUGGCAUGAACGAUUAUCCGAGUUGUACAAGGAGGGAUACGAACCUCAAUUGAUCUUCAUCGAUGCUGGUCUGGUCACUUCUCUAGACGACAAAAAUAGAAGAAAUUUCCUAGACUUGUUUCAAAGUGUAGCCGAGUUCGACGGGUACAAAGCUGGUAAACUAAUGGUCGAGAGAUGUCGUACGCCGGAACAUGUGAUUGACGAAGAGACUUUUGCUCUUAAAAUUCAACAUGUGGUCUUAUCAGUCAAAUCGAAGACGUUCAGUUUAGCAAAAAUCAAAAUAUCCGAUAUUCUCACUGAUGUGCUCAAUGCGGUCAGACAACAUCAUGUGAAACUUGAAGGUGAUUUCGUAAAUACCGUCUUAUCGAUUUUACUUUUAGAAGGUAUAGGUAGACAGUUGGAUCCGAAUAUGGACUUGUUCAAAUCUGCUUUACCGAUCUUGAGACAAUUGGGUAGACAGAUGGGUACGAAGGAGGUUAUCAAUAAUACACCUAAAGGGAAUUUGUUAGCUAUGAUCAAGCUCUGGGUAUGGGUAGAAGCUAGACAGGUAGCCGGAGAAGCUUCGAUAUUGGAUCAAUGGAUCAAGUAUGAUCGACUUUUCCCUGCUAUUUAA
Messenger RNA from Kwoniella botswanensis, 3606 nucleotides. RefSeq lists its product as uncharacterized. The record is from RefSeq and is a predicted model, not a curated record. The transcript has 9 exons. Bases 1 to 3606 code for a protein of 1201 amino acids. NCBI's taxonomy places the organism in Eukaryota, Fungi, Basidiomycota, Tremellomycetes, Tremellales, Cryptococcaceae. Gene Ontology annotation, cellular component: mitochondrion.